AUGGCGUUGUUUGGGAAGAACCGUUAUUCUCGAAAUACAGGUGCUAGUGCUGCUGCAUAUACUCCUAAAAAGAGCUUUGGACAAAGGAUAAAAGAUAUGGUUCUGCCGAAAGGAAAACGAAAAGCCGUAGACCCGAUUGCGCCGACUAGUUUUCGAGUAUUAAGAUCGAGACCCUACGGGACGAAAUAUACACCUGGGCUCGACACGACACCGGUGGCAGCGGUAGUAACUGCUACUCCAGUAACUGUUACACCUGCUCCCACGCCUGCAGCAUCGGCGGCAUUGGCCGCCAGUGGUUCUUCUUCUGGCGACACUAAGAAAACUGCAACAGAGGCGCAGAAGCUGAAACAGCUUGAAGAAACCACAAAAAACAUACCGAGAUACCUAUUCCGCGCCUGUUCUCCAACAUCUGGGGGCGGCCUUAAAGGUCUUAACACCAUCAAUGGCGUCUUCCCACACGCUUUCGUCGAUACCAACGGCGUACGGCUCCCCAAUGGCGGUAACAAAUCAAUCCACGAUAUCCCUUAUCAAGUAACCCGACGCAUGGCCGUCGGUCACUUAUCCGGCCAACGACCGGCCCGUACAGAUCCCACCUACUCACAAUUCUCGUCAUGGGCGGCUACAUUGGCGUUAGUGUUGCAGUAUGGGUAUAGUAGAGCUUCCCAGGGGGGCUUAAUCUGUGUGUUAGACCGGUAUAAUCUUCCCAAACAUACGAAGGUUUACCAUUGCCCGGAUAUGAUGAAGGCAGGGUUAUGUGAUAGUCCGUAUGACCAUGAGUAUCUUGUUCAUGGGCCAGUAGAAGGGCCGGGGUUUAAAGCUGUUACUGUGCAAUCGCUUCUUGAUAUGGGAUUAUACACCGAGAUACCCUGUGUACAACCGCAUUCGGCGAGGUAUUGGUGGGGCCCCAUUCCUCAACGAGAUUGGGAGUCUUUAUUCCCAGCCAAGGAGUUUUCACAAAAGCAAGUGAAAGCUUUACGAAAUAUUGCAAAUGAGUUUGGGAAGGAUUUUGCGUUACCGGUUUUGGCGGCUUUGGUAACGUUGGAUAGAAGAAAGUUGGAUAAGAACGGGAAGUUUGGGGAUAAAGACUUAAAGAUAUUUGCGGAUGUAGUGGAAGAUUUAUAUAUUCCUGAGGAAUACGGAACUGAGAAGAGUAUUGUGCAGCCGGACGGGGUGUAUGUACAGGGAUAUCCUAUGGUUGCGCAACUUGUGGGGCUCUUAAAACAGCUUGUUGAAUACAAUUAUGGGAGAGGGGUGAGGGCCAGGAGGAGGAUCGAGGUAGAAGACUUAUCGGCUGAGCUGGGUGCUUUGGGCCUGCCGGGGAAAAAAAGCUUGGAUAUGGGGGAAAAGGCUGGGAGGUUGAGCACAAGUUUCGCAUUUGGGGUCAGUGAUGUUCCAGUUGCAGUGGUGGCCUGA
This is a messenger RNA of Orbilia oligospora ATCC 24927, 1413 nucleotides long. RefSeq lists its product as uncharacterized. The coding region runs from base 1 to 1413 and encodes 470 amino acids. The transcript has 3 exons. The record is from RefSeq and is a predicted model, not a curated record. Lineage: Eukaryota; Fungi; Ascomycota; Orbiliomycetes; Orbiliales; Orbiliaceae.